AUGUCAUCAGAAAAUAUAAUCAACAGUAAUAAUAAUAGUAAUAAUAAUAACAAUCAAUAUAAUAAUGAAUCAUUGCAAUAUGGAAAUGGAAACACUACUGUAACUUCUUCUUCUUCGGAUACAUCACAGCUGUCUACAGAUGAACGUGAUAGCAAGAAACAACAGAUGUGGUUCCACGAGAUAUCAGAGAAACUACAGGUUCAAAGUCAGCUAAACGAUUCACUAAAAGAAAAGAAUUUACAUUUACUACAACAAUAUGAUCAAUCAGAGCAAAGAAUAGAAGCAAUGAGACAAGAAUUAGAUUUAAAGAACACUCAAAUACAAUCGAUAGAUCAUAAACUGAAAGAACUGAAAAAAAGCUAUGCACAAAAAGAAGAAGAAGUUAAAAAGUUAAGAUUUUUAAAUGAUGAAUUAAUGGAAUGGAAAGAAACACAUAAAAUCAAUGAAGAUGAUUAUUUUAGAUUAAAAGAAGCACUUAGAGUAAAAGAUGUAAAUAUAGAUUCACUUUCAACACAACUAGAGCAUUCAGUCAAUAGAAAUGCAAUGUUGUCAGAGAGUUUAAAAGAGAUUAGUGAGAGAACAAGUAUUUUCGAUAGAGAUGACAGUUUCAAUAUAAGCAGCGCCAAUGUUGGCAUACCACAAGAUAAAGUCGCUAGAAGAGAAAUAUUCAACCAUUAA
This is a messenger RNA of Heterostelium album PN500, 678 nucleotides long. RefSeq lists its product as uncharacterized. NCBI's taxonomy places the organism in Eukaryota, Evosea, Eumycetozoa, Acytosteliales, Acytosteliaceae. Bases 1 to 678 code for a protein of 225 amino acids. The transcript is spliced from 5 exons. The record is from RefSeq and is a predicted model, not a curated record.